Messenger RNA from Vigna radiata var. radiata (mung bean), 1694 nucleotides. Its product is annotated as scopoletin glucosyltransferase. Gene Ontology annotation, molecular function: UDP-glycosyltransferase activity. NCBI's taxonomy places the organism in Eukaryota, Viridiplantae, Streptophyta, Magnoliopsida, Fabales, Fabaceae. The record is from RefSeq and is a predicted model, not a curated record. Bases 98 to 1510 code for a protein of 470 amino acids. The transcript has a single exon.
UUUACGUAAAAAAAAUUCAAUUUGAUAACCUUGAUUGUGAUAAUAUAAAAUGGUAGUGAUAUAGGAGGAAGACACGCAAUUGAGACAGCGCAAGGCUAUGGAGGAAAUUAGGCCACUCAAACUCUACUUCAUUCAUUCCCUAGCAGCAGGUCACAUGAUCCCUCUGUGCGACAUAGGCACCCUCUUCGUCUCUCGUGGCCACCAUGUCACCAUCAUCAGCACCCCUUCCAACGCCUUAACUCUCCGAAAAUCCAUCCCCUCCCACCCCUUCCUGCGCUUCCACACCGUUCAAUUUCCCUCCCAAGAAGUCGGUCUCCCCGACGGCAUCGAAAACAUCUCCUCCGUCACCGACGCUGACCAACUCGUUAAAAUCUUUAACGCCACCAACAUGCUCCAAACCCCCAUCCAGAACUUCGUGGAGGAGAAUCCACCUGAUUGCAUCGUCGCCGACUUUCUAUUUCCCUGGGUUCAUGACUUGGCCAAAAACCUUAACAUCCCUAGACUUGUCUUCAACGGAUUCUCCCUCUUCACCGUCUGCGCCCUACACUCCUCCAAUUCUGUUCUCAGUCCGACCCUCCCUCACCCCAUAACCCUCAACGCAUCCCCACCGAAGGAGUUGGCCGAAUUCCUUGAUAAGUACCUGGAGAUGGAGCUCAGAAGCUACGGCCUAAUCGUAAACAACUUCGCGGAGCUCGACGGAGAAGAAUACAUCCGCUACUACGAGAAAACGACGGGGCACAAGGCUUGGCAUCUUGGGCCGGCCUCUCUCAUACCCAGAACCCCUGAAGAGAAAGCAGAGAGGGGCAUGAAGAGCGUGGUGAGUAUGCAUGAGUGCGUGAGUUGGCUUGACUCUAAGGCGGAAAACUCGGUGGUGUACAUAUGCUUUGGGAGCGUUUGUCAUUUCCCGGAUAAACAACUUUAUGAGAUUGCAUGCGGGAUUGAAGCGUCGGGUCAUGGGUUCAUAUGGGUGGUGCCGGAGAAGAAGGGGAAGGAGGAGAGUGAGGAAGAGAAGGUGAAGUGGAUGCCCGAGGGGUUUGAAGAAAGGAAUGCAGAGAAGGGGAUGGUUAUCAGGGGGUGGGCUCCACAGUUGGUUAUCCUGAACCACCGUGCCGUUGGAGCAUUCUUGAGCCAUUGCGGGUGGAAUUCCACCGUGGAGGCUGUGAGUGGUGGCGUCCCCAUGAUUACGUGGCCGGUGCACGGAGAACAGUUCUACAACGAGAAGCUGAUAAGCGAGGUGCGGGGAAUUGGGGUGGAGGUGGGCGCCGCAGAGUGGAACGGCAUAGGGUUUGGUGAGAGACAGAUGUUGGUGUGCAGAGAGAGCAUUGAGAGAGGUGUGAGGCGAAUAAUGGACGGUGGUGAUGAAGCGCAAGAAGUGAGACGGCGUUCACAAGAGUUUGGGGAAAAGGCGCGAGAAGCUGUUGGAGAAGGAGGUUCAUCUCACAACAAUUUAACAGCCCUCAUUCAUGAUCUUACGCGGCUCAGGGAUGCUAAGCUUCUCUCAGCUAAAUAGCCAUUUUUUCCCAUCCACUUUUCUUUAGCUUUCUUGUUCUUCAAUAAUUGCCUCAGACAAAAAAAAAAAAGGAAAAAUCAGUAUAUUUUACUCAUGAAUUCAACACGUAUUUUCAACCACAAAUGGGGUAUAUCCCAUCUUUGUAAGAAAAAACUUAUUUGAUAACAUUUCACUAUUAUGUUGA